This is a messenger RNA of Linum trigynum, 2287 nucleotides long. Lineage: Eukaryota; Viridiplantae; Streptophyta; Magnoliopsida; Malpighiales; Linaceae. The record is from the annotation of a GenBank genome assembly.
CGCAUGGAACUUCACCUAUUUGAAUUCGUGUCACUCUCUAUUUGUCCCUCUCCACCCUUAAAUCCCAAAUAAAUUUCCUUACCCCCUUAGAAAACCUAUAUGUAUUUACCGAAAAAUACAUCACCUCACAUAAACUUCCAAAAACACUAAAUUCCUAUUACACGACGAAAAACAAAUUUUCAGUUGUUUGUAUUUGGCUCGAAUAAUAAUCUCCAAUUAUUAGUAUAUUCCCUUCCCUCCAUAAAAAAAAAAAAAAAACCAUUCCCCAACAUCCCUUCCAAGCCCGCUGCAGUGCACGCACGUAGGGUUUUGAUCCAUCUCCGGCCACCGCCAUGGAGCAUUUGAACAAGCAGUUGGAAGAAGGCUUUCUCCUCCACAACCACCACCAUGAACCCAGCCUCCUCAGCCACCGUGAACUCUCCUCCACCGCCGCCGACGACGACAAGCAGUUUGAAUCAUCACCAUGCUACCAAGAAAAUACCGAUGACGAGAAGCCUUACAGCAAGAUAAAGCUGAUGAACAAGAUCUACUACAUGAACAUGCUCAAGGCCGAGAAGAUGAAGAGCGCCGUCGUUUCAAAACUCCGCAUCGCCAUGUUCAAAAACUUAGCCACGCGCCUGACCGGCGCGUUCCUCGCCCUCUGCAUCCUCUUUCAGUUGAUGGCGCUCGCCGGCCGGGGCGGCUCCGGAGGUGCUGACGUGGACGCAGAUUUCUACAAGUCUCUUCCUCCCGAGAGGAUUUAUGAGAGCAAUGGGUAUUUGAUGAUAUCUUCCAAUGGAGGAUUAAACCAGAUGAGAUCCGGUAUAUGUGACAUGGUGGCCAUUGCAAGGUUCCUGAAUGUCACAUUGAUUGUUCCUGAACUCGACAAUACCUCCUUCUGGAAUGACCAGAGCCAAUUUGCUAACAUAUUCAACGUGGACUACUUCAUUGCAUCUCUAAGAGAUGAAGUCAAGAUACUGAAACAACUGCCUGAAGAUCCAAAGCAGAAGAUCAUUGAUACAGGCUCCCUAUACUCUAUGGCGCCUGUCAGUUGGUCCAACAUGUCAUAUUACUACAACAAGAUCCUACCUAAAAUUAAGUCAUUCGAAGUCCUUCAACUCACAAAAUCAGACGCCAGAUUGGCCAACAACGGCAUCCCCGAGGAAGUUCAAAAGUUGAGGUGCAGAGUCAACUACCAGGCGUUGAGAUUCGCUCCUCCAAUCGAGAAGUUGGCCAAGAAAAUCGUCAGAAUUCUCAAACAAAACGGCCAGUUCCUAGUUCUCCAUCUCAGAUACGAGAUGGACAUGUUGGCCUUCUCAGGAUGCAACGAAGGAUGCUCCACUCAAGAGAUCCAGGAACUCACAGCAAUGAGGUAUGCAUAUCCAUGGUGGAAAGUGAAGGAGAUCGACUCGGACAAAGUGAGGCAAGAAGGGUUGUGCCCUCUGACUCCAGAGGAAACAACACUGGCGCUCCAGGCACUGGACAUCGACCCCAAGAUUCAGAUCUACAUCGCGGCGGGAGAUAUCUAUGGCGGGGAGAGGAGGCUAGCCAGCAUGAGGAAAGCCUUCCCGAGGUUGGUCAAGAAAGAGACAUUACUCCGAGAAUCGGACCUGGCACCAUUCAGGAACCAUUCAAACCAGAUGGCUGCACUGGAUUACCAUGUUGCCGUCGAGGCCGACAUUUUCGCACCGACUUAUGGCGGGAACAUGGCCAAGGUUGUUGAAGGACAUAGAAGGUUUUUAGGGCACAGGAAGACUAUAUUGCUUGACAGGAAGGCUAUCGUGGGGCUGGUUGAUCGGUACAAAAAUGGAGGCUUGAGUUGGGAGGAAUUCUCGACCGCGGUGAAGGAAGCUCAUUCGGAUAAAAUGGGGCAGCCGACGAGGAGGCUGGAGAUUCCUGGUAAGCCCAAGGAUGAAGACUAUUUUUACACUAAUCCGCAAGAAUGUCUGUCGCAGCUUGAAGAUUGAGAGGAAAAAUGGGGUUCCAGGCAAAAUCAAUUUGGGGGGUUGUGACAUUUUGUGUAUAUUAAUUGUCGAUAUCAAUUAUCAAGCAUUGGCAGCAAGAUCGUGAUGUUUAUGAGAAUGGGUGUUGGUGAAGAAUAGUGUAGGGAGUUAUUUCAAAAGGUCUAAUUUUCUUGUAUUAAUUAAUGAUGAGCUAGAGAUAUAUUCCACAAACAACAUUGAAGAUGUGAAAUAUUUAUAAGCUCUUUGAAUUUGCCUUCACUCUCGAUCUAUUUCUUGUUUGUUAUUGUAGUCCUUUAAUUGCAAUUUCUCAACUUUUUCGAGGAAAAUAACUUCAAGGAAAGACC